UCCUACUUCCGUAAAUACACGCAUCAGGUUGUAUUGAUUCAUCCAGACGAAAACGCUUGGGCUGCUACUUUUAUUAUACGUGGCGAAUUGCAGCUUUGUAAAAAUAAAGUUUAAGCGGGCGCUAAGUGCUUUAACGAACCCAGCAGAAGAUGCCAAAGGAAUCUGAUGAGUCCUCCAAAGAGGAGCAGAGCAAGAUUAACGUGGAUGGGAAAGAGAACACUGUGGAACCAUCAGAAGAGAUGAUCCGGAAGAGGAUCCGAAGAAAUACUCCCAGUCCUCACAGACUCACCCCCCAGUCCAGUCCACCCAGAUUUGUCUCAGUGGAAGAGCUUAUGGAGACAGCCAAAGGAGUCACUAAUCUGGCACUGGCCCAUGAGAUAGUGAUGAACAGUGCUUUCCAAGUCAAGCCUUAUGAGCCAGAAGAGGGAAGUUUGGAGAAACAGGUCAAGGAAAUUAUGCAUAAAGCAUUCUGGGAUUGCCUUGAGUCACAGCUGAAAGAGGACCCACCAUCUUACAGUCAUGCUGUCACACUGGUUGGUGAAAUUAAAGAGACCCUGCUGUCUUUUCUGUUGCCAGGACAGAGCCGACUGAGAGGGCAAAUUGAAGAGACUCUGGACCUCGCAUUGAUCCAGCAGGAGGCUGAAAACGAAGCUCUUGAUAUCAGUAAAGUAGCCCGGUUUAUAAUUGACAUGAUGGGCACCUUUUGCGCACCCUGCCGUGAUGAAGACAUCAGACAGCUGCGGCAAAUCCCUGACAUCGUGCCACUUUUUAAGGCAAUAUUUGCAGUGCUAGACAAAAUGAAGAUCGACAUGGCCAACUUUGCUGUGAGCAGCCUGCGACCUCACCUCUUGCAGCAGUCGGUGGAAUACGAGCGGAAGAAAUUUCACGAGUUCCUUGAAAAACAACCCAAUGCUUUGGAUUUCACGAAGAAGUGGCUCCAAGACACGUCAGAUUGUUCAACCGGUGGAGAAACGGAGGGUGGAGCAACAUCUACAACAGUUUCUACUCAACUCCACAAUCUUGCCUAUUUACGCCUGUUAAAAUGGGACCAUGAUGCAGAGUCUUUCCCAGAGACUCUUCUCUUGGAUCAGUGCAGAUUUCAGGAGAUGCAACAGCAGCUGGAGCAGCUGGCACUAGUGGCAUCAAUCCUGCUCAUAGUGUAUAACAGUGCUGGGGAGGCCAUUUCUGGACUCCCGGGACUCAAUGAAAGACUGAAGAAAACUAUUAAGAUUCUGUUAGCAGAAAUGCACACGCCGUCCUUCAAAGCAGAUGAAACCUUCGCUGCUGUUGCAGAGAAAUUGUGUUUAGAGCUCAGAGGAUGCUUGUCUCAGCAUGGCUUUUCCCCAUUUCCCUCAGACAGAGAGAACACAUUGAAAGGCCAAAUUGCAGCAGCAAAGUCUGCGGACAACCCCAUCCGCAAGGUCAUUGACUCCCGGAUCCAGGCGUACCUUCUUGGCUUCCUGGAGUCAAGCGCCCACCGGAGCGCCCCAGCUCUCCCCGGAGGUCUGACGCCCAUCAGCAAAGAGUUAGAGGAGAUUGCCGUCAAACUGGAACGUUUGGUGACCUUCAAUAAGCUAGUUUACUCUCCGUUCUAUCAGAAGAUCCUCCAAGACAUUCUGAAACAAAGGGAAGGUUUAGAUGUGUGAACAAAACACAUGAAAUACUUGGCACUAGUCAUCCCGGCUUUCACAUUUUGUAGCUAAAUAUACGGAUUAUAGCGUCUAUAAACUUGCUAAUUUACCCCUCAAAGCUCACAUGCUAGCACUUAUGGAUAUUUAAGAAUUAACACUCCUAAGGUCCUCUCAUUGCAUUGCGUUGUAUAUCAGGGAAUAUUUGUGAAUGUAUCAAGGUUUUUGAUUUGCCUAAAGCUUGGAUGACUGAUAGAAUAGUGAACUGUAAUGUAAGAGAGGAGAACCUUGUGAAUGCUGUUAGUGUGCAACAAAAUAUUUAAAAAAAAA
Messenger RNA from Pimephales promelas (fathead minnow), 1958 nucleotides. RefSeq names its product t-complex 11, testis-specific-like 1 (gene tcp11l1). Gene Ontology annotation, biological process: signal transduction. The record is from RefSeq and is a predicted model, not a curated record. NCBI's taxonomy places the organism in Eukaryota, Metazoa, Chordata, Actinopteri, Cypriniformes, Leuciscidae.